Molecule: messenger RNA, 1311 nt
Organism: Lichtheimia ornata
Lineage: Eukaryota; Fungi; Mucoromycota; Mucoromycetes; Mucorales; Lichtheimiaceae
Exons: 5
Coding region: 1-1311 (436 amino acids)
Biological process (GO): GPI anchor biosynthetic process
Cellular component (GO): endoplasmic reticulum membrane
Molecular function (GO): alpha-1,2-mannosyltransferase activity
Source: RefSeq, a predicted model, not a curated record
AUGCUGUUCGCUACGUUGUACAAAUUGGUUGCUUGGUUACAUCUGGAUCAGACGAUGGCGUUGAUUUGGGCUCCAAAAUUAUUACAAGCCUGCUUUGCAGCUAUCACCGAUUAUGCAACAUACAACCUGGGCAAGCGAGUGAUCAACCAAACCAUCGCACCUUAUAUACUGCUGAUCACUCUAUGCUCUUGGUACAAUUAUUUCAUCGCUGCACGUACACUUUCAAAUGCUAUGGAAGCCAUGUUCACCGUAUCGGCACUCAAUUACUGGCCCUUGGCUAAUCUCAACAAGACCACAAGUAUCAGGGAUUACCGGGUGGCACUCUUAUUAGCUGGAAUGGCAUGCGUGAUGCGACCUACCAACGGGCUCGUAUGGCUAUUCCUUGGUGCGCAAUUGAUAAUUGGAUCAUCAGGUCGUCGUAUAGCGGUGAUUUUCAAUGCAGCUGCCAUUGUAUCCUUGGUAGUUGCUGGUGAUAUUCUUCUCAAUUCAUGGAUGUAUGGCGAACUCGUAUUGACACCACUCAACUUUGUCAAAGUCAAUGUGCUGGAUUCGAUUUCAUUGAUUUAUGGUGUUCAUCCUUGGCAUUGGUAUCUUUCUCAAGGCGUACCUGUGGUACUCACUACGCUCCUUCCCUUUACACUUUAUGGUGGCUACAAGGCAAUGGCUACAACAGCAGGAUCGGACAAUACAAAAGCUCAACGUGUACUUGUGCAGCUAGUCGUAUGGGUCCUCGCCGUAUACAGCUUACUAUCUCACAAGGAAUUUCGAUUCAUUUAUCCAAUCCUCCCAAUCAUGCUCAUCUUGGCUGCUUCAGGGCUUGCUCAAAUCAACUCAACAAAGAGACGUACAGCUAUUGCUCUAUUACUCGUGUUCACUCAGCUACCCAUGGCAUUCUAUCUCAACUUGUGGCAUCAACGUGGUGUUGUCGAUGCCAUGCUUUGGCUACGGGAUCAACCUGAAGUAUCAUCCGUGGGCGUACUCAUGCCAUGUCACUCAACACCAUGGCAAUCCAUGGUUCAUAAACCGGAUACCAACAUGUGGUUUCUUACCUGCGAGCCACCCCUUGAUGGCGAGAAGGAUUAUGUAGACGAGGCCGAUCGCUUUUAUGCAGAUCCAGUGAGAUUUCUUUCCGACGACUUUGACAAAGAAUGGCCAUCGCAUCUAUUAAUGUUUGAACAACUCCUUGAAAACAACAAUGUCGCCCAUAUCUUGAAGGAGCAACAAGGAUACCAUGAAUGUGCGAGAUUUUUCAAUUCACAUUUCCAUGACGACUGGCGUCGCCAAGGCGAUGUCAUUGCACUAUGUAAAUAA